This is a messenger RNA of Tetranychus urticae (two-spotted spider mite), 953 nucleotides long. It is a transcript of the gene ATPsynO, whose product is annotated as ATP synthase subunit O, mitochondrial. Gene Ontology annotation, biological process: proton motive force-driven ATP synthesis. Lineage: Eukaryota; Metazoa; Arthropoda; Arachnida; Trombidiformes; Tetranychidae. Gene Ontology annotation, molecular function: proton-transporting ATP synthase activity, rotational mechanism. The record is from RefSeq and is a predicted model, not a curated record.
UAUGAUUGAAAAAUUCAUUUUAUUCUGUCCUUGAUUUGUUCUCUGGAUUUUAUCCUUAAUUUAUUUUUUGGUCAGAUAUUUUUCGGUGUAUUUGCAUUUUAUUAAAUUGUUAAUUAGUCAACAUGUUCGUCAACUUAACCCGUGGUUAUGCUUCUGUUGCUACUUCUGCUAUGAUUAGACCACCAAUUGGUUUUUUUGGAGUUGAUGGUAAAUAUACGAAUGCCCUUUACUCAGCUGCUUCCAAAACACAGAAGAUUGAUGCUGUUUCACAGGAUUUGAACAAAUUGAAGGAUGCCUAUCAAAAAGAUGCUAAAUUCCGAGAUUUCAUGAUUAACCCGUUGAUCAAGUCAUCUGUCAAGAAAGAGAUUUUGAGCAAAGUAUUACCCGAAAAGUUCAAGACUUGUGAUUUAACUAAUAAUAUGGUCGCUAUCAUGGCUGAAACUAACAAACUCAAGUAUUUGCCUCUGGUAGCUGGUAAUUUUGCUAAAAUUAUGGCUUUUAUUCGCGGAGAGCUUGACUGUACCAUCAUCACUGCUAAACCAUUGACUGAUCAGAAGAUGAAACAAGAAUUAGAGGCCAUCUUGAAGAAAUUCACCUCAAAAAAGCUUACCAUCGCAACUAAGGUCGAUCCUUCCAUUAUCGGUGGUGUCGUUGUUGAUUUUGGAGGAGAACAUUACAUUGAUAUGUCGGUGAGGAGUAAGCUCAAGUUCUACACUGAUGUGCUAAGAGAAAGUGUCUAACCUCGAAUCGGAAUAGAUGAAUAUAAACCAUCCUUAAUAGUCAAAAGCUAAGGUCAAGUUAAAUCAAUUGAAAAUUUUUUUCUUCAACUCGUUACUACAAGUGUGUUAAUUGUACAGAUGAGCUUUCAAUUAGCAUGAUGUUGUAGCUGUUGCUAACAGUUACUUUAAUGUUCUGAUUUGGAAUAAAAUGAGAAUUAAAAUCCCAAAACUGGU